Messenger RNA from Penaeus monodon (black tiger shrimp), 339 nucleotides. RefSeq lists its product as uncharacterized. Lineage: Eukaryota; Metazoa; Arthropoda; Malacostraca; Decapoda; Penaeidae. The coding region runs from base 1 to 339 and encodes 112 amino acids. The transcript has a single exon. The record is from RefSeq and is a predicted model, not a curated record.
AUGGAGAGUACUGGCCGAGCAGGCGUGAAAAUACUCCUGGAAAUCUUCACCGAAUUAUGGAAAGUGAGAAAUGCCAAUGAGUGGAGAGACAGCACGCUAAUCCGAUAUUCAAGAACAAGGGGGACAUCCAGGAAUGUGGUACUACCGGGGCAUCAAACUGAUGUCACACACUCUGAAAAUAUGGGAAGGAUCAUAGAUGGAAGACUGAGGGCGAUCGUGACGAUUUCGGAGCAACAGUUCGGUUUUCAUGCCAGCAGGUCCACGACAGACCAAUAUUUGCGCGAGACACUGAUGGAGAAAUACAGAGAGGUCAAAGGGAGCUGCCAGUGUCUUCAUUGA